Molecule: messenger RNA, 1145 nt
Organism: Coffea eugenioides
Lineage: Eukaryota; Viridiplantae; Streptophyta; Magnoliopsida; Gentianales; Rubiaceae
Exons: 4
Coding region: 212-901 (229 amino acids)
Source: RefSeq, a predicted model, not a curated record
CCGCCUAAGUGAUGCCGUAAACAGUCACCCACCGUCUUCGUCACUUCUUGCUCUUCUUUCUCUGUCACUCACGGUGGAACUAGUCCUGCUAGGAGGAGUAGUUGGUAAAUCAAUCACGACUUGCUGUUCUGUUCUUCCUUUUCAAAAGUCCGUAUUGAACUUCCUAUUCCACUAAAUUCCAAUUCUCCAAUCAGAUUCCGAUAAAAAAAAAAUGGCGACUUUACAUAGUAUAUCAUUAAAAUCGAGCAUUUCUCCGUUUUCAGUUUCUCAAUCGAGGCAGGGUUUUCCUUGUAAAUGGAGUUUUCUGUGCUCCGAGCUGGAUUCCAGAAACUCAGGAAGAAAGAAUUUUGGAAGCCGAAGCAAGAAAUUGAGCCUGAGAAUCUUGAUCAGAAGGAGGCUUAGCGUUUCCUGUAACGUUAAAGACAGCGAUAAUCAAAGCAAUGGGGAAGAAGCUCCGGAGUCAUUGUUUAUGAAAGAAUUAAAGAGGCGGGGUAUGACUCCUGCUUCAUUGCUUGAGGAAAAAACCAAAAGCGGCUAUGUAGGUCAAGAAACAACUUCCAGGGAAGAAGAUGGAGGUUUCUCGCGAGCAAAUGCUGUGUCUACAAAUCCUGAGAGAAACCUUACCAAUCAAAGAGAACAAUCUAUGGCACUUAAUAGUGAAGGCCUUGAGGGUUUGAUUCCACGGGCUAGACUUUUGCUUACGCUUGGAGGAACAUUCUUUUUGGGGUUUUGGCCAUUGAUCCUCAUAACUUUUGCCUUCUUCUCUACUAUCUACCUGUAUUUCGGACCAAAUUUCGUCCAUGACGCAAGGAACACUCGUGUCACACCACCCGAGUACAUUGAUCCCUAUCAGCUUCUUGAAGAAGAAAGGAUUUCGUCCACAGCGCCUCGUCUAAACUGAUGGACUAAAUUGCUCAGAUCAGCUUUUUCAAGCAAUAUUAUAGGUUUCUAUUGUUUAUUCCCUUACCUUCACGUUAUCCUUUGUAAAAUUAUUAGCAGAACCUUCUUGUUUACGCCUCUGUAGUAGAAGCUUAUUGAGGCCUUAACUAUGAACUAGCUGUUCUGUCCUCCUACAUCAUGCGCAGCGGUACUUGUUAGCCAUUCUGAAACCAGUUGUUGGAGUUGAAGUUUCUAAGCUUUAUACA